CUCUCAAUGCGGCCCCAAGACGCGGCCAAAAUGAGAUCAGAGCGUGGAUAUCAGGAGUCUGUGUGAGCAGAGGUGUGUGACGUGUGGGGCUAAGGCUUUAUUUAGUUGGACUGGGGAAGCAGCCAGGUGUGAAGCCCAGCAUGAAGACACCAGGUGAUACCCUCUGGGACUCCUACGCCACCACGGUGAAGACUGCAUUCACCCCUAAGACGGGAGCAGUGCCUGCUUUAACUCGUCCAAAAAGUAUGAGACGAUUAGGGUAUACCUAUUCACUGAGUGAUCCUAUCCUCAGUCAGACACAGUACAAUGAUGAGUACACCUGGAAAUCAUAUUCUGAAAAAGAGUUCAUCAAAGCCAGAACCCCAAGAGGAACUGGGAGCCCCAGUCAAGCCCUCUUCCACUGGAUGCUGCCUCCUGGUCAGUCAACAUCAGUGAAGAGCUGCCUCCCUUGGAAAAUCACUGCUUCGAUGGACGAGGUCAGGAAGGCCGUAGCUAGUCAGUUUAUUUCCUGUACUAGGAGAGACUUUGUGGACACAGCCAAAGCUCAGAAGACUAAGCAAAGGUCUCAGAUGGAUCUGGAACGGGAAGAGUUACUUCCACACCCUGCAGACACUGAAUUUCGACGGAAUUACCAAGUGCCAGCUAAAAUUCCUGAGCUUCAAGAUUUUAGUUUCAAAUAUGGAUGCUACUCUAGCUUACCAAUCGCUUCUCAAGGUCUAGUUCCUGCUGUGCUGUCCAGCCACCUGAGGAGUCAGGAAUGCACAAAGAAGCAGACCACGUACCAGAGCGAUUACGGGCCAGCCUACCUGGAUUUCUUAGUGAUCUUGAAGUCAUUUACGCCUGCUCAAGUCACAGAGUACCUACAAAGUGCUUCCUACAAAGACAGACAAAUUCUUGAUCGCUUUAUUCGCUCUUACUGUGAUGUUGACAAAGGGACGGAAUGAAAAAGGAAAAAAGUCCACAUGAAGAAAAUCUGAAAAUCAGUGGAAGUGCCUCCUGUGCGUUUUACCAAAAAUCAAAGAAAAAUAAUAUCCAAAUGGUUCCAAACAUGAUAUUCAUGACUGUAUAAUUUUUUCCUUUUAAACAAUAAAAUAAUUUAAAGCUAUAAG
This is a messenger RNA of Rhinolophus ferrumequinum (greater horseshoe bat), 1109 nucleotides long. RefSeq names its product testis expressed 26 (gene TEX26). The coding region runs from base 141 to 944 and encodes 267 amino acids. The transcript is spliced from 8 exons. The record is from RefSeq and is a predicted model, not a curated record. Lineage: Eukaryota; Metazoa; Chordata; Mammalia; Chiroptera; Rhinolophidae. Gene Ontology annotation, cellular component: cytoplasm.